AUGGCUAUGGCUCUCUUAAUUUCUGUGCUGUUGCUUUUCUUCUUCCCUCUGAGAAACAAUGCUCAGCUGCCUCAACCUCCUAAUCCUGGCUUCUCAGUUAGUACAAGAUUUCCACCCGUCGAUUUCAAGCAAUGGUUUAAAAGUCUGUGGGGUCCUCAAAAUCAACGGCUAGACGGUGAAACACUCACAGUGUGGCUUAAUCAGAAGUCAGGAAGUGGAUUCACAUCAAAGCAUGCCUAUUGGGCCGGUUAUGUUUCGGUUGAAAUGAAGCUUCCGUCUGGGUACACGGCUGGAAUCGACACAUCUAUUUAUUUAACGAGCACUAGAAAUUACGCGGACGAACAUGAUGAGCUGGACUUUGAAUUUCUGGGGAAUAUAGAAGGGAAGCCUUAUGUGCUCCAAACGAAUGUACUGACGAAGCAGAGUACUGAGGCAGAUGGGUAUACUCAAGGCAGAGAACAGCAAUUUAACCUUUGGUUUGACCCUACCGCAGAUUUUCAUAGAUAUGCUAUUUUAUGGAAUCCAAAGGAGAUCAUGUAA
Striga asiatica is the source of this 540-nucleotide messenger RNA. Lineage: Eukaryota; Viridiplantae; Streptophyta; Magnoliopsida; Lamiales; Orobanchaceae. The record is from the annotation of a GenBank genome assembly.